Molecule: messenger RNA, 2094 nt
Organism: Drosophila nasuta
Lineage: Eukaryota; Metazoa; Arthropoda; Insecta; Diptera; Drosophilidae
Product: phospholipid phosphatase 5
Exons: 4
Coding region: 210-1427 (405 amino acids)
Biological process (GO): phospholipid metabolic process; phospholipid dephosphorylation
Cellular component (GO): membrane
Molecular function (GO): phosphatidate phosphatase activity
Source: RefSeq, a predicted model, not a curated record
AUUAGAGAAAGUUAUAAAAACGGGCCGCAAUUAGCAAGUAGCAGUUAGUUUACAAAAUAUUACUAAAAGUGUCAGCUACAUCUGUGCGCAAUUCAACUAUUUAACGACAAUCACAGAUUACAUAGUGGAAAGUCGUAAUACUUUACAGUAUUGUCGUGCAAACAAUAGUUCCAAAGUUGAAGUUGUAUUUGAACAGUGCUUUCGAUAAAAUGCGGAAUAGCGAAAAUACGGAGGACACGGAUUUGCGUAGCCGAAAAUGCGGAAACAACAACAAGCUCGAUGACGGUGUUCAUGGUGACAAAUCGUCUUGGUCCAUUGAAGCACAGACUACACGAAAAACUAACAUAGAACUCAGUGAAUCAACUGACAGCAAUUCCCAGGUGAACAAUAAAAUGUCAACGACUCCAAGCAAGUCUGUCUUGCACCGUAGUAGUCUUGGUGAAAGUUCAACUGAAGAUUUGGACAAUCGCAGUGCUAACAACAUGUGGCGCAAUGAGUUUAAGCCAAACGACGAGGCUCCAAUUGAAGAACGCGAGGAACAGGUGCCAGCGAGCAAGAAGAGAUUCAUCGACAUAGUUGAUGUUAUCAUACGCAUUGUGGUUGUUGUCGUCUUCUUCAAAUUGGAAACGACGCCCGCAUUCAAACGGGAAAUACACGCAGAAGAGCUGUGGCUCUACAAGAAUCCACGUCGGCCCGAUAUCGUUAGAGGCGGUGAUCUAUUGAUACUGGUGAUAACUGUUCCCCUGUUGCUCACCUUGAUUUUCUAUGCGUUCACCAAGAAUCGAAGGGAUUUCCGUGCUGCCAGCUGGGCGUGGACAUUGGCCGUCUGCAUGAAUGGCAUUCCAACGAGUCUCUUGAAGAUUACCGUGGGUCGCCCACGGCCAGAUUACUUUUAUCGUUGCUUUCCCGAUGGCAUCAUGCUGUUAAAUGAAACGGCAAACACGCUGGGCUCGUCGCUGCUCGACUUUAAUUGCACGGGCAUCGCUAGUGAAAUCAACGAGGGUCGCAAGAGUUUUCCCAGUGGUCACUCGUCAUUUGCCUUCGCUAGCUUUGGAUUCGUUACCUACUAUGUGGGUGCUAAGCUGCAUGCCUUCGACGCUCGUGGACGCGGACAAACGUGGCGUCUUUGCGUUGCCAUUGUGCCCCUCAUUGUGGCGACCUUGGUGGCUGUCAGUCGCACCUGUGACUAUCAUCAUCACUGGCAGGAUGUGACAGUCGGUGCGCUAAUUGGUCUUGUCUGUGGCUACUACAGCUACAGACAGUAUUAUCCCUCUAUCUUUUCGACAGAGGCGGGCAAACCAUUUUCUCGUUGGUCGAGAAUCAAGCGUCGUGAGGCAAGUGAGGAGUUGGAGGAUACAGAGGAUGGUGGCGAUGUGCUGAGAAGGCCGCUGCUGGGCAACAGCAAGGAACAGUCCAAGUGGUACUAAGCAAAUAUAUUAUCACAUAAUUAGCUUUACUCUUCUAAGUAUUGUUAUAGAGAGAGGUUUACAUUACCAAUUCCUAAAAGGUAAUCACCUAACAUUUUAAUGUUGGCUUUAAAGCACACCACUGUGCAGGAUAUCAGUGCAGUUUGGCUUAAAUAGAUAUAUAGGUGUAUCUAGUAGUUUGUAGCAUAGUGUAAGCUGGGACACACUAAUUCAAAUAAGGGUAUUAUGUUAUAUGUACUUUAGUUCAAUUCGAAAGCUUUCUUCGCUAGUCGCCGAAACAAGAUGAUAAUAAUGUUGUUGAUGCUAUCGUACAAUUAAACUAAACAUUGUCUGGGAACAAAUAAAAACAUUGACAAUAUAUAUCUCGCAACUGAAACCAUUUAAUUUCGUUGUUGAACAAAAUAUACUAAAACAUCAAACGAACAAUUUACAAUAGUUAUGCUAAAGCCAUAAGAAGAAGCUAAGCUCAUAAAUCUUAGCUUAAGCUACCAUUUUGCUAAUGUUAAAAAUACUCCUAUAAACCGAACGAACAUUUCAUAAUAGUUAUGACGAUGCUAUAGUUCAAUUAAUAUCAAUGAAGCUGAGUUCAGACAUCUUGUAACUUAAACAAUCAUUUCGUUAUUGUACAAAACAAUCCAAUAAAUUAAACAAACAAUUUAUCAUUUCA